AGUCGAGCGUUCGAACGGUGCGCACCUGUUGACGGUUUCUUGGUAGGUGAUCGCGCUUUGUGGGCCAGAAAAGUGAGGAGCCAAUUCGGUCGGGGCUUCGUUGUGCGUGUGUGCGAGUGUGCGUUCGAGUCGUCGUCUAUGAAAAGUGAAUAACUUAAGCGGGCUUAAAGCCAACGCUGCGCAUGCGUGUGAGUGAGCUGCAGAAAGAAAAGAGUGUUUUUCUCGGUGUGAGCCAAACGGGGAAUAGGAAUAGCGAAUAUUUUGUCUGGUGAAAUUUUUCAUUAUUAGCGUUAUUUAUGUGCAAAAUCUAAUUGAAAAUAACGUGCAAUACCCGCUGCACGCAAAAACAUCAAUCAAAUCUCGGCGAUUGCAAUCGCAUGAUUAAUGGAAACGCUUUGAGCAUAAAUACACACGGUCAAAGCCAAAACAUGCCUCACCAGGGCACGGUUCAUCAAUAAAAAAAACGAAAUACCAAUAAUAAAUAAUAGAAACCGCUGACAAUAACCCUCGAAGAGGUAAAAGAGUGUGGUAGUUUAUGCAAACAUGCGACGAAAGCCACAGAAUUUAACACACAAUAUACAGUCGAGUAGAGCCGCAGACAGAGGCGGAGGAGGAGUUGGAGUUGGACUCGGAGUUGGACUCGGAGUUGGGGUUGGAGCUGGAAGAAGGGGCCGAGGCACCUCCCAGCAGUCAGCAAUUUCCAACAAUAGAAUGCCAAGAGACCAUCGACACUUGAUGGCCAUGGCAGUGUCGACGUUGCCACUGGCUCUUCUGCUGCUCCUCGUUCAAAUAACAGCUGGCCAGCACGAGAGCAUCUCGCAGAUCUCGCCCAAGUCGAGCAGCCACCGCAGUCCGGCCCGCCUGAGCAUCGAGAGCACCGUGGCGGACUCCAUCAACGGCCUGGCGGAGAGUCCCCGCUCGCCCCGCGAUCUCAACGAGAACGAGACGCGGGCGGAGCGAGUGGAGCGCUCGGCGUCGCCCAUCCUCCACGAUCGCCAGUCGCCCAUUGGACCCAACGACGUGAACUUCCCGGAGGAGCUGGAGAAAGACGUGUCCGCCGGAAGGUACUUUCACUACAACAUCAAGCCCACGGGGACAUACGACAACCAGGAGGAGCAGCCCGAGCGAACGCACCAGGGGAUCAGGGCCGGGAAAACCCUAUCCCUGGGCAGCGGCAUUAGCAGCAGCAGCAGCUCAGAGCAGUCUUUUUUAGGGCGGGGGGACCUGCGACCGCUAGUGUCGGGGUCCCCGAUUCGGCCGAGUCCGAGCAGUACUGCCACCUCAGCGACGGCGGCCAGUGCCACGCAGGCGCCGCAUAGUCCGCGCCAGAACGGCAACCCCGACAUCCAGGACAUCAUCACGGGCAUCGUGAAGCUCCUGAACGGUAAUGUCAAUGUCCACGCAAAUACACAGGGUGUGAGGCGUCCCUCGGCCAGCAGGAUCAAUAAUCGUGGUCCGCCGAGGAUUUCCGAGGCCCAGAACCUGCCCAUCGACUAUGAAGCUCAGAAGCCCGGAACUUCGAUGCGACCGCCACCGUAUCCCUUCGACCGUCCGGAUCGUCCUUUUAUUACGGGUGUGCCCAUUCCCGAGCAGAUUGUCCCCGUUCGUCCGGGAUUCGUGAGCAAUCGUCCGCCAUGGUAUCGCAACAAGCCACGCCCACCCAUCGCCACCAGUGUGGGCGGCAAUCGGAGACCCUUGCCUCAGUAUAAACCCCUUCCAGCUCCGCAUGUCCAGUCCCAAUCCCAGUCCUCUCCCCAACCGCAGGAUCAAACGGAAAAGAAGAACGAGCAGGAGAAGGAGCAGAAUCACCAGGAGCAACAGCCGGCAGAAGAUAUGGUGCAACCCACCGAUACCACCUACGACUCGGAGUUCUCCAAUGAAGAUGCCAAUGCCCAGUAUAUCGAAGUAUCCGACCAGGACACGGACUCCACUGGCGGUGGAGAGGUGGAAGAUGAACUGCAGCCACCUCCCGCUCCACCUUCCACAACGAACAAUCCACCAACGCAUCCAACAACUCCCUCGAAGAAGAAGCACAAGCCAAAACCAGGAAGUGAAAAGAAGAAGCUGCCAGAGGAAUCGAAUCUGGACGAGGGCUUCACCACCAUCAUUGAGACCAGUUCGGUGGUGCACACUGUGAUGGGCAUGUCCUCCACCUACGUGCCCAUGUCCAUGGACAGUGCGGAGAGCCUCGGUCUGGAUCCCUCCACCGAGGAGGUGAUCUUCAUGACCGCCAAUCGGACACCCGGCCUGGAGACCAGUGCCACCUCCUCGCUGAGCACCUCCUCGUCCUCCAGCCUGGCCUCAGACAUCCAACCAACGUCCUCCAAAGAACCCACUACCACCACCACCACCACUAGUACCACUACCACCACCAGCUCCACCUCGACCACCACCUCAACCACCACCCCGCCAUCUAGUUCGAGUUCCACCGAAAGUGCGCCACCUAAUAGUUCCAAUGCUAACACCAAUGCCACUCCGCCCGCCCCCUACCAUCCCCGUCCCGGGAUCGUCCUCGAUGAUCCCGAGUUCAAGCCCGGUGGUCGGCCACGCCCACCCGGCCAGCGAACGCCCCCGCAGCAGACCCUUCCCCAGCCAGCGAUUCAGCCGACGCGGCAGCAUCUGCCACCCGGCUACGGGGAGAUCUUCGAUGUGACCCUGUCCGCCAUCCAGGGACCGGGUCCCAAGGGCAGUGGCUCCCAGCAGACGAUCAACAUCAAGCCAUACGGAACGUAUGCGGCGGGCGGAGGUCAGGGCGACAUCAUCGUGUCGGCAUCAGGUGACGACGGCUUUGUCUCCAUCGACGGCAAGCGCACUUACAUCAAUCUCUUUGGUGACCCCACAGAUCCACCAGCGGGGGCCACGUCCCCAGCCACGCGUCUGCCCCAGUUGCCAGGCUCUGGCUCUGGGUCGGGAUCAGGAUCAGGAUUAGGACCAGGACCAGUAUCGGGAUCGGGAGUAGGAUCCUCGCCAGGAGUUACAACCGGAGGUGGUAGUGGUGGUGGUUCCUCCAGCUCACCAGCUGUUCCGCCCAACGCGGUCACCCAGAGCAGUGGUGGCUAUGUGGUGCCCGAAACGGAGGUGGUGGACCUGCAGGGUCACAGCAAGCCGCAAGGAGGAGCCCCCACAACGAAUGCCGGACCCACGCGACCGCACUACCGCCAGAGACCAACGCAGCCGCCCGUGAGGAUCGACACCUGCAUCGUGGGUGAUGAUUCCACCUGCGACCAGGCUCAGCAUGAGCGUUGCAAGACGGACAACGGCGUUUCCAGCUGCCACUGCAGGCCAGGCUACUCCCGACGAAAGCACCGGGAGCCAUGUCGACGGGUCAUCUCCUUCCAUCUGGGCAUGCGCGUGGAUCGCAUCUACGAACACAGAAUCGUCUGGGACACCAAGCUUAUGGACAAACACAGCGAACCCUUUGGACAGCUCAGCUACGAAUCUAUUCGAGCGUUGGACUCUGCCAUGUCGAUGACGCCCUACUCGGACGAGUUCAUGGAGGCCAAGGUGAACAACAUCUACCGAGGUGAUCCCAAUCUGGGCGGAAGUGGCGUCUACGUGAACUUGACCAUCAAGCUGGACGAGAGUGUGGAGACAUUGCGACCCAACCUGCGCAGCGACGUUCAGAAACACCUUUUGGGAGUCCUCCACCGGCGAAACAACAACAUUGGCAACUCCGUGCUGUACGUAAGUUCGCCGGAAGGAGCGGUAUCCGCUCUCCAGGACCUGGACGAGUGCCAGUCGCCGGAGCUGAAUGACUGCCAUCCCGGCGCCAGUUGCAGCAAUACGUGGGGCAGUUUCCGCUGCUCCUGCGAAGCGGGACUCCGUGAUCCGUGGGCUGACCAACCGGCGCGAUCCGGACGCGAGUGCCAGGCCUGUGCCGACUCCGUGUGCAACAACCACGGCACCUGCAGCUACGGCGACGAUGGCGCCCAGCUGUGCACCUGCGACUCGAGCCACUAUGGCGCCCAGUGCGAGAUCGACGGCGAGGUGCUGGGCGUGGCCAUCGGCGCCUCCGUGGCGGCCAUCAUCAUCAUCGUCCUGACCCUGGUGUGCCUGAUCAUGUGGUCGCGGCGCUGGCAGCGGGAGCAGAAGAACGCCAUGGGCUCCCCGGUGUUCGGGUACAUGAACACCGCGCCGCUGAAGUCCGCAGGAUUGCCACAGGCUGGCUACCAGGUGACCCUGGAGGACCGCAUGCGAUGGGCCCAGAUAGCCGACGUCAUGGCCCAGACGAACCACUACGGGCAGGCUGAGCCCAUCGGACCCACUCGGCCUUCGUCGGCGAUGUUUGCGUAUCCCAAUUUGGGGGCCAUGGGCAUGGGAACCCUGGGCGGGAUGUCACUUCAGAGCACCAUGCAGAUGCAUCCCAGCGCCACUCUGGCCCCUCCUGUGCCAUUGCCCAGAAGACUUGGCCUGGGUCCCCGCUCGAAUGGAAUGCGGACACUGGAGAACUCCAGCUCGAGCGAGGAGGAGGAUCGCGCUGAUCUGCUGGGAAGGAAUUUCCAAGUGCCCCGCCCCAAAAGUCGCAGCAAUGGCAGUAUAGCGAACCAAUCUGGCAUCUAUUACGAUGUGGACUACGAGCCGUCGGGCAAUGGGAUCGGCAACUCGAGCGUGGACCACCUGUACGGGUCGCACAACCAGUCCGUGACGCACUCGUCGGGCCACAGCCACAUCCCGGGACCCCAGGGAAUUCCGAUGAGCACGUACACCUCCGGUCGGGGUCCCAGCAGCUACUACAUGAAGUGACCCCUGGCCGAUCAGAAGCCACAACCCUGUACAUACGCAACCUAGACUAAGACGACUAUCACCAAAACACUUUUCCACUGCAGUCCCCGCGGCGACUGCAGCUGAGACGCGUUUUGCAGGAUCCCGAUGCCCCUUUUUAGUAUGAGAAACGUAGACUUAGGACUAUCCGUAGGUUCCACCUAGAUGUACGCAAUGCAAACAACAACUAAUCAUUAAUUUUAAAGACUACUGUUAAAAUUUAAAUUAUUUCACUGCUGUCCACUUAAAGUCAAAUCCCAUAAAAUAGUUGCUUAGCUUAUUUUACGAUAUUAAAAUAUGUUUAAUGUAUUAAGUCCACAUAGCUAGAAUGUCUGUUUAUGUAUAUAAAUGAAUAAAAGAUCUAAAUUUACAAUUGAAUAGAAAA
This is a messenger RNA of Drosophila rhopaloa, 5146 nucleotides long. RefSeq lists its product as uncharacterized. Gene Ontology annotation, molecular function: calcium ion binding. The transcript is spliced from 10 exons. The coding region runs from base 544 to 4743 and encodes 1399 amino acids. The record is from RefSeq and is a predicted model, not a curated record. Lineage: Eukaryota; Metazoa; Arthropoda; Insecta; Diptera; Drosophilidae.